Messenger RNA from Drosophila willistoni, 5385 nucleotides. RefSeq names its product aminopeptidase N. The coding region runs from base 908 to 4483 and encodes 1191 amino acids. The record is from RefSeq and is a predicted model, not a curated record. NCBI's taxonomy places the organism in Eukaryota, Metazoa, Arthropoda, Insecta, Diptera, Drosophilidae. The transcript has 13 exons. Gene Ontology annotation, biological process: proteolysis; peptide catabolic process. Gene Ontology annotation, molecular function: metalloaminopeptidase activity; zinc ion binding; peptide binding. Gene Ontology annotation, cellular component: cytoplasm.
GUGGGCGGUUGUGCUGUCGGAUGAAUUUUUUUGGUUUAUUUUCGUAAAAUAGUGAAUAUUCAAAUAUUUUCUACUUCUAAAACUAGUCGCGGAUUUGUCGGUAUUGAAGGAUUUGAAGGUACUGUCGCGGAUUUGUCAACGCGAGUUGCUCUGGCUAAAAAAUAUAUCGUUAUUUUUUUCAUUUGGUAUUGUUUUUGUCCAACAGUCAUUGUUAUUACGCUUAUUUGAUUAAGAAACGAAAUUUAGGCCGUAAAAUUAAAUAUUACCGUUGAAGUAUUAAGUAACGCCAAAACUAAAACAACACAAAAGCCGACAAAAAUUAAAGCCAAGCCAAGAAGAAAACACCCGGGACUAUUUGCGAAUUCUCCAGAAUUGCCACGAGCUGUAAACUGUAAAAGGAUUGAGAAUCAGAAGAGGAACUUUUAAGACAAAGUUCUUAAACAUUUCCGUACAGUGGGAAGAGAGUGGACCAACCAAGUGGAUCGUCUGCUCAUUUGUUUACAGAGGCAACAAUGCCAUACGGACUCGCCGCAUACCACAAUGCACUACCAUAAUCUCUUUCUCUCCAUAAGACAGAAAGAAAACAAUAUUUUGAGAGUACCAAUCGUUUGGGUUGUGCAAUCGCAGAAUAAAUUCAAAUAAAUAGAAACGAGAAGCACUAAAUCUUGGCAUAAAAAUAACUAAAAAUCGAAGAAAGAACGCGGAAGGGUGCUUAGGUGUCGAGAGCAUUGGUCAGGGCAAGAGCCAUAUACAGAUACACAUACAAGCCAUAAACUACAUAUUGAUACCGCCAUCCAACAGCCUCCAAGCACGAGUGGGGCAACCAGGAAUAGAUAUAUACAUAGCAUAGGUCGUGGACAAGUCGUUCAAAGGCAAUCGCCGCAUCGAGGUGUAUACACUUGGCACCAUGGAAGGCGGCUACGUUAACGAAGAGGAUUCAGACGCCAUUAUGGGCGUGGAAAGUCCAGCCAUCACAUCCUAUACAGAUCCUAAACAGCCAAAUGCAUUAAGGGCAUCCGCCAUAUAUGCGCCAACGACAACAACAACAGCAACAAAUGCGUCUGGCAACAACAAAUCAUUGACAAAUCCUCCAAUCGCUACAUUUGCCCUAACAACAACAACAACAACAGCAUCAUCAUUAUCGUCCACAUCACAGCCACCAAGCCCAUCAGCCAUUGGAUCUCCUCCGCCUUCUACGGGGGGUCCUCUUAAUGGAUUUGUCACCAAAUUGCGUAAUUUUAAAUUCAACGAUACGAAAAAUAUAAGAAAACGUUUACAUUUCGAUUAUAUAUCAAAGGAUAGAUUUUUGGGCGGUCAGUUAAAAACUAAAAAUGGACAAAAAUAUGUCUUCAAUGGUCCACCAUCGGGCGUUUAUGUAUCCAAACCUUGUUUGGUUGUUACCGCUUUCAUAAUGGUUGUGAUUCUGAUAUUCUCGAUUCUUAUCACCUAUUUCGUAACAUCACAUGGCUUGGGCAAGCCGGAAGCCAACCCCAGCUACAUAACCGCCCAAGCUCAAUCGAAGGAGCAUCCUGAGGGAAAUUCAACUUCAGUGGCCACAGCCCAAUUUCAUGUACCAGAUUGGCUAAAAGAUAAUUUCCAUACUUCAACGUCAUCGCCAAAUCGCAUUAAGGAUGAAGAAAACGUUGUUGUGCCACCUGUUGUUAAGGAGGAGGAAAAAACAAUAGUCCCACCAGUCGGUGAUAUACCCGUAGUCAAGUCAGAGGGCGUCAACGAUGAUGGCGAUGAUAUAACAAAACCAACAGAUCGCCUCCUUCAACUCCAUGAGGGUUGGCGUCCAAUUCAUUACAGCAUUGUCAUUGAGCCAAAUGUUGAGACAUCGACUAACAACGGAAGCCUGGUCAUUGAGAUCGAAAGGGAUGCUAAAAUCACCAGCUGGGAGCCCAUUGUGCUGGAUGUGUAUAAUGUAAGCAUUUCCAAUGUUCGAGUGAUUCGUUCACUGGAGGGAAAUGAGACGGAUGAAGUGGAAUUGGAUUUCGAUAGUGAUUAUGGGGAGAACAAUGACUCAUUUGUGGUCAAACUAAAUCCGUCCUUGGCCAGUGAAACCCAACUGAAGAUUGCACUGAGCUUGGACUUUGUCAGCCAAGUCACGGACACACUUCAGGGAGUCUACAAGACAAGUUACAUCAAUCCGGAUACCAAAAAGACAGAAUGGAUGAUUAGUACACAAUUCUCGCCAAUUGAUGCACGACGCGCUUUUCCCUGCUUCGAUCGGCCCGACAUGAAAGCCAAUUUCACUAUAAGCAUUGUACGAAACUCCAACAUGAGCAUGGCUCUUUCCAAUAUGCCCAAAUAUCAUAGUGACACACAUCGAUUGGGCUAUAUACGUGAUGAGUUCAUGACUACACCCAAGAUGCCCACAUAUUUGGUGGCCUUCAUUGUUUCCAAUAUGGUUGACUCACAAUAUGCCAAUUCGGAUGGUCAACUAUUUCCACGAGUUGAGAUUUGGACACGGCCCAAUUUCGUGGAUAUGACCAACUAUGCCUAUAAGAUGGUUCGUAAAUUCUUGCCCUACUACGAGGAGUACUUUGGCAUUAAGAACAAAUUACCAAAAAUUGAUUUGGUAUCUGUGCCUGAUUUUGGUUUUGGAGCCAUGGAAAAUUGGGGAUUAAUUACGUUUCGUGAUUCGGCAUUGUUGGUCCCAGAGGAUCAGGAACUGGCGUCUUCUUCUGAACAUAUGCAGUAUGUGGCACAAAUAAUCGCACACGAGUUGGCACAUUUUUGGUUUGGAAAUUGUGUGACACCUAAAUCUUGGGAUGACCUAUGGCUAAAGGAGGGAUUCGCUUGCUAUAUGAGCUAUAAGGCAUUGAACCAGGCCCAUCCAGAAUUUCAAAUUAUGGAUACCUUUACAGUUCUAGAGUUCAAGGAGUCUAUGCAACAUGAUGCGGACAACACUUCCCAUGCGAUCUCCUUUGAUGUUAGGUCAACCAGCGAUGUGAGGCGAAUCUUUGAUCCUAUUAGCUAUUCCAAGGGUACAAUUCUGUUGCGAAUGCUUAACUCCAUUGUGGGUGACGAGGCGUUCCGUUCUGCCACCCAGGAUUUGUUAAAAACGUUUGCCUACGCAAAUAUCGAUCGCAAUGAUCUUUGGGUCUUUCUCACCCGCCAUGGCCAUGAGAUGGGAACUUUACCCAAGGAACUAAAUGUGAAGAACAUUAUGGACUCUUGGAUAACUCAGCCAGGAUAUCCGGUUGUCAAUGUAGAACGACGUGGUGCUAAUUUAGUGCUUCGCCAAGAGCGCUAUCUUCUGCCAGCACGUAAUCCAUUGGAUAAACAACGAUGGUUCAUACCAAUCACAUUCGAAACUGAUGAUUUGCACAAGGGUGAUAAUAUACCAACACACUGGUUGACCAAAGAUCAGGAGGAGCUUGUCAUUCCCGAUGUAUUUACCAAAGAAACGAAUAACAACAAUACUGUUCUUUAUUUGAAUCUGAAUCGUCAAGGAUACUAUCGUGUCAACUACGAUUCGGUCUCAUGGCUAGCAUUGAAAAAGAACUUUACCUUAUUGCCAAGGAUAACACGAGCUCAGCUACUGGAUGAUGCACUUCACUUGUCGCAGGCGGAGUAUUUGCCCUAUGAUAUACCUUUAACCUUCCUCCUGGAGUUGUAUACAUCCGUUGAUGAUGAACUACUUUGGAGUGCGGCCAAGCCAGGACUUAACUAUCUCAUUUACAAUCUGAAACGCGAACCAGCUUAUGAGACUUUCAGGGCUUUUAUGAAGUUUAUAGUUCGGCCCGCCUUUGAUCACUACGGCUUGAAUGAACCCGAUAACGAGUCUCAUCUGCAGUUGAAACAUCGCGCUUUGGUGGCAAACUUUGCCUGUAAAUUUAACUACGAUCGCUGUACGCAGGUGGCACAAAUGAGAUUCCGAGAAUGGAUGCGGGAUGCCAAGAAAAAUCCCAUCAAACCCAACCUGAAGUCGGUGAUUUAUUGUACUGCUUUGUCAGAGGGUUCAUAUCCGGAAUGGUAUUUUGCCUACAAACAAUAUAAGCGUACCACCAGUGCAUCAGAAAAGGAAGAGAUCCUAACGUCAUUGGGUUGUACGUCUAAGCCAUGGCUUUUGUCCAAAUACCUCAAUAUGACCAUCAAUUCGACCUCUGGCAUUCUGAAGCAGGAUGGCGCCUUGGCCUUCCGAGCUGUGGCCACUAAUGCCAUUGGCUAUGAGAUUGCUUUUGAUUUCCUACAAACUAAUAUCAAAGAGAUUGCCGAUUAUUAUGGCGAUGGUUUUUCCACCUUAACCGAAAUGAUCAAAUCGCUGACCAUUUACAUGAACAAAGAUUAUCACAAGCAGCAAUUACAACUUCUAGCCGCCAAUUGCCACAAAUUGGGUCUCAAGGCUGUUGAAUCAGCAAUCAAUCUGGCUAUGGAACAGGUCAACGAUAACAUAUAUUGGCGAACACACUCGUACGAUAAGCUUAAAUCUUUUCUUGAAAGUAUUGUCAGCGAGUUCCAGAUUAAUAUAUUCUAGACUUCAAAUUUAACUCUACCAAAUAUUCGAGUUUUGUUGAUUUCUAAUCAUUUGAACAGCCUCAAAUUUAUUUUUUAAAACCAAAACUCUCUGAUCCAACAACAAAAACGAAUUAUUUGCGAAAAGUGAUAUAAAUAUGUAAGUUAGCCAACUUAAUUUAGGGUAACAUACUUAAUUCAUACAUUUACUUUUUGCAAUUGUAUAUUAUUUUUUUGUUUGUUUUAUUUUUAUAUCUACGGCCGGGCUCCGUUUGCUUACAUUUGCGGUAUUGUAAUUUAUUUCGCGUUUACUAUAGUUCUUACGUUCCUAUAAUAAAUAUAUAUAUUAUGUAUAAAAUAGUUUCGCCAUUUCAUCUUUUAUUCACAUUAUUAAUAUCCAUCACUUCAUUCCUAUAAAAUGCUGCUUAAGUAAAAUCUAUCUGAAUAAUAAUUUAAAUCAUUACUUACAUACAGUCUACAUAUUAGAACAUAAGCCCGUUCCUAGCACUAAGUGAACCAAAAAUUUAUAUAUACAUACAUAUAUAUUAUAUCUCGUAGUUAUAGAACCGCACUAUUGAGGUCUCCUAGAAGCACAUACUCUACAUAUAUGAUGAUUAUGUGAAACACAAUCGUGUGAAAUGCGAAAGGAAUGGCCAAAUGAUGUUGUUACAGAUCAGUGUCCUUAAAUGCAUGGUUUAAAUGUUGCUAAAGCAAACAAAUACACACAAAACACAAAUAUACAAUACAUGAAAAUAUAUAUUUAUGAGUGUACAAGUAGCUCUUAUUAAACAUAUGAAAAUAUACGUAUAUUUUAUAACACUGUCAUAGCAAAUCGCUUAUUGCACUAUUGUAACCAUGUAUAUAUAAGUUUUAAAGCCUAUACAUAAAAUUGAAAAACGAAUAAACUAUGUAACAUUAUUUUAA